Messenger RNA from Schizophyllum commune H4-8, 309 nucleotides. RefSeq lists its product as uncharacterized. NCBI's taxonomy places the organism in Eukaryota, Fungi, Basidiomycota, Agaricomycetes, Agaricales, Schizophyllaceae. The transcript has a single exon. The annotation marks the transcript as partial. The record is from RefSeq and is a predicted model, not a curated record.
GUCAUCAUCCCUAACUCCGCCUCCGUCGACGAGAACAUUGGCCCCGUCAAUCAAUGGAUCGCCGGCGAACUCGAGGCGGGUCGCAUUUCCGGCCCUUUCACCUUGGAACACAUCAACCGCAUCGCGCGCGGACCUAUCUACUGUUCGGCGCUCCUCGUCGUCGUCACGGCAUCGGCCCCCGGUGUCCCAAAAUACCGCAUCUGUCAGAAUUUUUCCAAGGGCGACAAAUCCACGGGCACGCCGGCCAUCAAUGACAUGACUACGAAGGAAGACUACCCCUGCCGCCUGGAUACCGUCACCCACAUCGCA